Triticum turgidum subsp. durum (durum wheat) is the source of this 693-nucleotide messenger RNA. NCBI's taxonomy places the organism in Eukaryota, Viridiplantae, Streptophyta, Magnoliopsida, Poales, Poaceae. The record is from the annotation of a GenBank genome assembly.
AUGGGCAACUGCCAGGCGGCCGAGGCGGCGGAGGUCAUCAUCCAGCACCCCGGCGGCAAGGUGGAGCGCCUCUACUGGCCCACCCCGGCCGCCGAGGUCAUGAAGACCAACCCCGGCCACUACGUCGCGCUCGUCAUCCUCCGCCUCUCCCCCGAAGACAAGGCGGCAGCGGGGGACGAGGCCGCGGCGGCGGCCGCCGUCGCAGGCGCGGGCGCCGCCGCCAAGAUCACCCGGGUCAAGCUCCUGAAGCCCAAGGACGUGCUCCACCUCGGCCAGGUCUACCGCCUCAUCACCGCGCAAGAGGUGACCAAGGCGCUGCGGGCGAGGAAGAACGACAAGAUGCGGCGGUGCGAGGCCAUCAAGCAGCAGCACGACCAGCUCCGGCGCGGCGACGGGGCGGAGCAGGGCGCCUCUGACAAGAACGACAAGAUGCGGCGGUGCGAGGCCAUCAAGCAGCAGCACGACCAGCUCCGGCGCGGCGACGGGGCGGAGCAGGGCGCCUCUGACAAGGACGCGAACGCGAACGCGAAGCAGCGGGGGGAGAAGGACCGGCACCGGGGCUCCGGCGGCGCGCAGCCGGCCGGGAGCGGCAGGGGCCGGCACUGGCGCCCGUCCCUGCAGAGCAUCUCCGAAGCCGCGGCGGGCCAGAGCAGCAGCGCCAGCAGUAGCAUCUCUGAAUCCACUGCGAGCUAA